Molecule: messenger RNA, 426 nt
Organism: Lasiodiplodia theobromae
Lineage: Eukaryota; Fungi; Ascomycota; Dothideomycetes; Botryosphaeriales; Botryosphaeriaceae
Product: CASP domain-containing protein
Exons: 2
Coding region: 1-426 (141 amino acids)
Source: RefSeq, a predicted model, not a curated record
AUGUCCUUCACUAAGGCUAAAAACGAAAAAGAUUUUAAACGCGAAUUUGAAUCUCUUGGCCCUACGAUAUCUACGGACGAAGAUGAUGGGGGCGGAUUUGCCACCGUUGUCGACUACCGCACCCUCUACACCGGCAAACCGACGGGACAGCGAAAGGCCCGCGCGACCACCGCAUCCGAACUGUCUCCCGAUUCGAUCCUGGACAACGUGAUUGGCUUGCUCAAUGUCAUUGUCGCGCAGAACGACCGGCUCACCGAGCGGAACGAAGAGCUUGGAGAUGAGAUCAGGCGCCUGCGGGGCGCGCUUGAGACAUCGGAGGAAAUGCAGUACCCCGCUCUCGCUCAACUUCUCGGCAUCGGGCACUUCCGCCUCGAGCCUGUCUGCAAACCCUACCUUCGAUAUUCGCCCGUCUAUGAAAUCAAGUGA